UUCUUCUCUUCACCACCUUCUCUCCUCCUCCCCAUCCCCGUCCCUCUCCAAGCUGCAAUGGCUCCUCCUGCUGGAUACGUCUCUACCCGCGAGGAUGCCGCCGCCCGCGUGGCUUUCCUCUUCUCCGACAUCGUCCUCUCCGUCCAACCCUCCCUCCAGUCGACAGAGCUGGGCUUCAAUGCUUCUCUCUCUCGCAUGGUCCGCCAGAAGCAGCGUGGUCUUGUUGCUCGCCGCGGCACCUUCCCUACCGUCCGCAGCCUGCGCUACAACGCCGACCCCUUCGCCGCGGCCCUCGACGAACUCGCCUCAAACACCUUCGUCUCAAUCACCGCUCCCUCCGUCUCCGUCCCCGCGGCCGUCCCCCUCCUCGCCAAGCUCGCGCGCUUCCCCGUCGUCAUCCAUGUCUCCAUGAGCCGCGCGUUCCCCGACUACGCUGAGAUUACCGCCCUCCGCCAACUCGGCUUCACCGUCCUGCAGUCCUUCUCUCUCGUCGAGGCCCAGGAUAUGGCCAUCGCCGCCCACAUCCUCGCCAUCCGCACCGGCAAGGCCGUUCUCCACUUCUUCCACCAGAACCCCGCCGCGCCCGAGGAGUCCCCCGUCCCCGUCGAGGACGUCUCCGUCAUCGAGCGCGUCUUUGACCGCAACUCCCUCAUCCGUCCCGACCACUCCGGCAACCCCGUCGGCCGCAACAUCUACUGGAACGACGCCGCCGGUGUCCCCUUCGACGCAAAGUCCGGCACCGCAGAGACAACCCUGCCCACCGCCGACGACCUCGUCCGCGAGACCGAGACAACCUUCGAGCUUGUCCGCACUGCCACCGGCCGCUCAUACAAGGCCUUCGACUACCACGGCGCCGGAAACGCAGACACCGCCCUCCUUAUCUUUGGCUCCUCUGCGCAGCAAUUCAUCUCCACCAUCGCCUCCGCCGGAUGGGGAGAGGUCUACUCAAAGGUCGGCGUCGUCACAGUCCGCGUCUACCGCCCGUGGUCUGGCUCGCGCUUGCUCUCCGUCUUGCCGAAGUCCGUCAAGCGCCUCGGCGUUCUCGAGCAGCUUCACCGUCAGACCACAAAAUGGGGUCCCGUCCUGCUCGACGUCAUCUCCUCCCUCAACCAGGACCUUACUAAGCCCUCGCCCAUCCCCGUCGUCGUCGGCUACACUCUCGGCUUCCUUGACGAGAAGACUAUCGUCCAGGCUCUGCGCGGUAUAAUCCAAAACAUCCAGUCCGAGGCUCCCAUCCAGAACCUCCUCGUUGGCAGCCAGCCCUCGCAUUCCGUUGAUUCGGCCUUCGCCCUCAAGCUCCCCGAGCUCGAGACCGCUUACUCAAAAAUGCUCUACAACGUCUUUGGCGACAAGCUCUCCGUCCUCAACGCCCUCGACAAGGAGGACGCCGGAAUCGCAAAGACCAUCAGCGGUAACCCCGAAUACGGCUUUGGUGCCUACCUCGCCCGCGAGGAGGAGCUCAAGGCUUACAUCGCCAAGCUCACCUCUGCCGUCAAGGAGGGCGUCCUCUCUGCCGAAACCUCCGAGCUCGUCUCGCGCUGGCUGCUUCUUAACUCGGAGAGCUCUCCCAAGAUCGCCGAGACCACGACAAAGCUCAUUGCCCAGCUCGAGUCGGAGUCCUCUGAGGUCGCUGCCGACCUGCUCAAGGACAAGGCUCUGCUUUCGCCCAGCAGCUCGUGGAUCAUUGGAUCUGAUGCCUGGGCCUUUGACCUUGGCUCUUCGGGUGUUCACCACGUCAUUGCCUCGGGCAAGAACGUCAACAUGCUCAUCAUCGAGUCCGAGCCCUUUACCGCUCGUGCGGCGGCCGAUGCUUCGCGCAGAAAGAAAGAUAUCGGUCUCUACGCCAUGAACUACGGAAACUCGUACGUCGCUUCCGUCGCUGUCUACUCGUCCUACUCGCAGGCACUGCAGGCCUUCAUCGAGGCCGACAAGUUCGACGGCCCGUCGAUCGUCGUCGCCUACCUUCCCUACAAGGAGGAAACCGACUCGCCUCUGUCCGUCUUGCAGGAGACAAAGAAGGCCGUCGACACUGGAUACUGGCCUCUCUACCGCUGGGACCCCAAGACUGCCACCGACGAGGGUCUUCCCCGCUUCGAGCUCGACUCGAACGCGCUCAAGAGGGAGCUCAAGGAGUUUCUCUCGCGCGAGAACCACCUCUCGCAGGUCGCUCGUCGCACUCCCGUCUUUGGCGAGAGCAUCUCGGGAUCCUAUGGCUCUGAGGUCCGCAGCCAGCAGCAGGCCAAGGCAAAGGACGCCUACGCAAAGCUCCUCGAGGGACUCACCGGACCUCCUCUUACUAUCCUCUUUGCUUCCGACGGUGGCACGGCCGAGACCGUUGCUAAGCGUCUUGCGCGCCGUGGAAAGGGCCGCGGACUCGGUGCCGUCGCGAUGGCGAUGGACGAUUUCCCGAUCGAGGAUCUUGGUGCUGAGGAGAACCUUGUCAUCAUCACCUCGACCGCCGGCCAGGGAGAGUUCCCCCAGAACGGUCGCAACUUCUGGGAGGCUAUCAAGACCUCGACCGACCUUGAUCUUGCGAACGUGAACUACGCCAUCUUUGGAUUGGGAGACAGCCACUACUGGCCGCGAAAGCAGGACAAGAUCUACUACAACAAGCCGUCGAAGGACAUUGCUCACCGAUUUGAGAUCUUGGGCGGUAAGGUGCUUGUCCCGCUUGCCCUAGGUGACGAUCAGGAUCCGGAUGGAUACUCGACUGCCUACAACCCCUGGGAGACUGCCUUGUGGACCUCUCUUGGUGUCGACGGCGUUGGCGCUAACGUUGACGAGCCGCCACCAAUCACGAACGAGGACAUCAAGAUCAACUCGAACUACCUCCGCGGCACGAUCGUCGAGGGACUUAACGACGAGUCCACCGGUGCUAUCUCGGCCGAGGAUGCGCAGCUGACAAAGUUCCACGGUACCUACAUGCAGGACGACCGCGACAUCCGCGAGACCCGCAAGGCCGCCGGCCAGGAGCCCGCGUACUCGUUCAUGAUCCGCGUGAGAUUGCCGGGCAGUGUCUCGACACCUGCGCAGUGGCUCGCGAUUGACGACCUCGCUGAUACCAACGGAAACCACACGUUCAAGCUGACUACUCGUGGAACUUACCAGUUGCACGGAGUUAUCAAGAAGAAGCUCAAGCCUACCAUUAAGGCGAUCAACGUUGCGCUGAUGGACACCAUUGCCGCUUGCGGUGAUGUCAACCGAAACGUGAUGUGUGCUGCUCUUCCGUACAACAACGCGCUUCACAAGGAGCUCUCGACAUGGGCUACCAAGAUCAGCAACCACUUGCUGCCCAAGACGACUGCGUACCAUGAGAUCUGGUUGACCGACGACAACGACAAGAAGACUCUUGUUGCUGGCGAUGCUGUUGUUGACUUUGAGCCCCUGUAUGGCCCCACCUACUUGCCGCGAAAGUUCAAGAUUGCGAUUGCGUGCCCGCCUUACAACGACAUUGACGUGUACGCGAACGAUGUUGGUUUGAUUGCGAUCGUCGACGAUGACGGCAAGCUUGCCGGAUUCAACGUGCUUGCUGGUGGUGGUAUGGGAACCACUCACAACAACAAGAAGACGUACCCGAGAACUGGUUCGACUUUUGGAUUCGUGACGCCUGAGAACGUUGUGCUUGCGUGCGAGAAGAUCAUGUUGGUGCAGCGGGACUUUGGUGACCGCAAGGACCGUAAGCACGCGCGUCUAAAAUACACGAUCGACACUCUUGGAGUCGAUGUGUUUAAGGGCAAGGUCGAGGAGUUGUUGGGAUUCAAGUUUGAUGAGCCGCGGGAGUUCACCUUUGAGUCCAACAUUGAUCACUUUGGCUGGACCAAGGACGAGCGUGGUUUGAACCACUACACGAUGUUUAUCGAGAACGGUCGUAUUGAGAACACGCCGGAGCACCCGAUGAAGGACGGUCUGCGGGAGAUUGCAAAGGUUAUGGAGGGCGAGGCUGGAUUCCGAUUGACCGGAAACCAGCACGUUAUUCUGUCGUCGAUCAGCGACGAGCAGAAGCCCAAGAUCGAGAAGAUGAUGUCGGACUACAAGCUCGACAACUUGCAGCACUCUGCGCUGCGACUGUCGUCGUCGGCCUGCGUCGCGUUCCCUACUUGCGGUCUCGCGAUGGCGGAGUCGGAGCGGUACUUGCCUAUCUUUGUGACGAAGCUGGAAGCGUACCUCGAAACUCUUGGCCUGCGCCACGAUUCGGUUAUUCUCCGCAUGACUGGUUGCCCGAACGGUUGUGCGCGACCGUGGUUGGCUGAGGUUGCUUUGGUCGGUAAGGCAUAUGGUGUGUACAACCUUAUGCUUGGUGGUGGAUACCACGGCCAGCGGUUGAACAAGCUGUACCGGUCGUCGAUCAACGAGACCCAGGCGCUCGAUAUCCUGAAGCCGAUGUUUAAGCGCUGGUCGGAGGAGCGCGAGGAGGGCGAGCACUUUGGAGAUUUCAUCAUCAGAGUUGGAAUUAUCAAGCCGACUUUGUCUGGCAUGACUUUCCACGACGAUGUUCCGGAGGAGGAGUAAGAGAUGAAAAUCAAGAAUUAGAGCAGAGAGAAAGUUGAGAAAAAAGAAUCUAUGUUGUUGAAUUUGUUGGUCUCAUGAUGAUUUUAUGUUAAUAAUAUAAUUACAGAGAAAAUCUUUGUAAUGUUUUGGUAUAUCUUGAAUAUUGUUGUUUUGUGUUUGUUGUUAAAAUGUACAGAUUUUUGAUCAUAAACAGAGAAAAUAUUAGUAAUCGAUUAGGAAGACAGAAACCUAAAAAUAUGAA
This is a messenger RNA of Myxozyma melibiosi, 4750 nucleotides long. RefSeq lists its product as uncharacterized. Gene Ontology annotation, molecular function: sulfite reductase (ferredoxin) activity; iron-sulfur cluster binding; FMN binding. The record is from RefSeq and is a predicted model, not a curated record. Bases 58 to 4509 code for a protein of 1483 amino acids. Gene Ontology annotation, cellular component: sulfite reductase complex (NADPH). Gene Ontology annotation, biological process: sulfate assimilation. The transcript is spliced from 3 exons. Lineage: Eukaryota; Fungi; Ascomycota; Lipomycetes; Lipomycetales; Lipomycetaceae.